AUGCUGAAUCUCUUUCGACAACGUCAAUAUUCGCCAGUCCUCUCUGAUAUUGAGUCGGAGGAGAAAAAUGAUAGAGUUCUACAAAAUCGACAACUUCAACCACCAAGACUACUUUGCGCGGUAGUUCUUGGGGCUUUGGUUUUGGGGAUAGCUUUUUUCAGUGGUGUCAUUUUUGAGAAUCACUUCCUUCGAUACCAAGCUCCGGACCCUUAUCAGAACAGAGAGCGUUGUAGCAAUCCCUCGACGCGCAGAGAGUGGCGGUCAUUCAGUGCGGCAGAGAAAGCAAGUUAUCUGGAUGCUGUCCAAUGCCUGAGAGAGACACCGUCGAGAUUACAUUCAGAUUAUUCAUUAUACGAUGAUUUUCCGUGGGUUCAUACCAAUAUUGGAAACUACUUCUCUUUAAAAGCAAAGAACAUUGACAUUUAUUUGUGCUGUAGCUAUUGGGAUUGGUCUCUUGAUUGGGAAAAUAUAACCAACUCCCCUGUAUGGGACAAUGAACUCGGCUUUGGCGGUAACGGAGAUCCAAAUUCAGAAGUUAUUGACUCACGUGGGAUUGGACAGUGUGUUGUUGACGGUCCUUUUGCUCUACUAUCUGUCCCAUACAUCGGCUCUAAACACUCGCGGCACUGCUUAUCGCGCUCCUUCAACACAACCGAUAGCUCGGAAUCGUUGAAAAUUAAGCCUUAUGUGCUGAAUCAAUUGAUGGAUACAGAUGAUUACGAGAAAUUUAACCUGGGUCUUGAAAAUACUGCACAUAAUUCAAUUCCCCAUAUGAUCCGAGGGGACUUCUCCAUGUUUACAGCUCCAUAUGAUCCUGUUUUCUUUCUUCAUCACACGCAGCUUGAUCGACUUUGGUGGUUGUGGCAGCAGAAAGAUAUACAGAGUCGUUUGUAUCAGUACCGAGGUGCUGCAGCUUUUAAAUCUCUUGAGAAGGCGUCAGUCAAAGAUCUUCUGCUAAUGGGAGAAUUGAUUGCCGAUAUUGAAGUCAAGGACAUUCUUGAUACGGAAUCCGGGAACAAUUUGACUAAUUACUCAUACAUUGGGGGCACCUCUAACCGUGUAAUCGCAGCUCGACUUGCAUACGAUUCUACUGUAUCUAUUCUCACCGUUGAAGCCGAAGCUAGCAAUGAUACAUAUCCCGCUACUACAAAACCUGCUGCAGUUUCACAGAUACUUGUGACUGAAGCCGACUGGAACAUCAAAAGUGAGCCUUGUGAAGAGCUCGAAAAUCGUCAAUUGCAUCUUGCGAGGGGAAAGGUUCUCGGUGGAAGCAGCGGUUGUCUUCAAGGAUGGAGUGGAGAUGAGAUGUUUAAAUAUAUGUCAAAGGCUGAGACAUUCCACAACAAGCCAUGGUUUGACGCCGAGAAAGAUGCACAUGGAUACAAUGGUCCUAUCAUCACACCUCCCUAUGAUCCAGCACCGAUUUCAAAUCUUGUGCUCGAAUCAUAUCAAUCAAUAGGAUUACCCUUGAUUCCAGAUAUGUUUAGCACUGGCAAGAGUGCUCAUGACUGCGGACAUGCUGUUCGGACAGUCUCCCAAGGCACUCGUACAAUGGCUACAGAUUAUCUCACAACUCUCACGAAAGAGGGAAGUAUUUCAACAAAGACGAACGCUUAUAUCGGUCGCAUCAAUCUUGAAACGGAUACCGCUGGUGCGUUACGUGCUAACGGUGUCUUCCUGCAAGAUAUCACCGGACAGAAGUCUUUCAUGAAAGCUCGCAAAGAGGUAAUCGUCUCAGCAGGAACAUAUGGAAGUCCAAUAAUCCUCCUCCGGUCUGGAAUCGGCUCCAAAGAGUUGAGAAGCUUGGAAUUCAAAGCCGAGCAGAUCUCCCAGUUUGUUCUUUCAUUCUAUGAACUAUCGAAGCCAGCUCUCACUAACGACCAUCUUAUUUGGCACCCCGGUGAAAGAGACAAGUCGUUGGCUCAGUAUAAAACCGACAAAACCGGGUUUUUCUCUCCAUUCCCAUUUGGAAUUUUUGCAUUUGCUCGUCUAGACUCCAGACUAGCAGAUUCUUACCUAUGGAACUCCGCUCCCCGCGCCAAAGGUCUCGAUCCAAUGGGUCUCUCGCCUACCCAACCCCACGUCGAAUUCUGGAACCCAGAAUGCUACAGUCCAAAAUACAUGUUCGGGGACUUCCCCCCAGAUGGCCAGUAUGCGUUUGCAAUGGCUACGGAAUUCUUCGCACCGCGAUCACGAUGUGAAGGCAGUCUCAAGUCAAGCGAUCCUACGGAAAACCCUGUUGUGAAUCACCGCUAUCUCGAAGAUCCGUUGGAUAUGCUCGUAUUCAUCAAGGGAUGUCGCAUGGCGAAUGAAAUUGCAAUGAAGGGGGCAGGAACUAAGGAUAUUGUGAUUGGAUCAUGGCCAGGGUCUAGAAAUCAUCAUAGUUUUAAUACGCGAGAAGAUUGGAUGUCGGUUAUCAGAUCUAAUGCAGAUACAUGCUAUCAUCCAGUCGAAACAUGCAAGAUGGGAAGAACAGACGAUCCUCUGGCUGUACUUGACAAAAAUCAAAAAGUACGCGGGAUCACCGGUCUUCGAGUCGCAGAUGUAAGUGUGAUGCCCUCCCUCAUCGGAGAACAUCUUCAAAUGCCCGUUUAUGGAAUCGCCGAAAAAGCUGCUGAUCUUAUUAUUUCUGACAAUUGA
This is a messenger RNA of Botrytis fragariae, 2640 nucleotides long. RefSeq names its product putative gmc oxidoreductase protein. The coding region runs from base 1 to 2640 and encodes 879 amino acids. Gene Ontology annotation, molecular function: oxidoreductase activity, acting on CH-OH group of donors; flavin adenine dinucleotide binding. Lineage: Eukaryota; Fungi; Ascomycota; Leotiomycetes; Helotiales; Sclerotiniaceae. The transcript has 10 exons. The record is from RefSeq and is a predicted model, not a curated record.